Racocetra persica is the source of this 366-nucleotide messenger RNA. NCBI's taxonomy places the organism in Eukaryota, Fungi, Glomeromycota, Glomeromycetes, Diversisporales, Gigasporaceae. The record is from the annotation of a GenBank genome assembly.
AUGCAGCAUUUGGUGCUGCGUUGGUUAAUUUCAUGUAUCUCGUUGUGUUUGUUCUGGACUAUUCCAUGUACUUCAGCAUUAUACGAUAGUAAUGGUCCGGUCGUUCUCCUUUCCGAUAAAAAUUGGGCCGAAGAAGUUUUAAAUACUAAGAAAGUCGUGGUGGUAGAAUUUUUCGCGCCUUGGUGUGGGCAUUGUAAAAACCUUGCUCCUGAAUAUAUAAAAGCUGCUGAGAACCUUAAAGGUCUUGUGACAUUAGGUGCAGUUGACUGUGAUAAUGAAAAUAAUAGAAGACUUUGUGGUGCUUAUGGAAUUCAAGGUUUUCCUACCAUCAAACUUUUUCCAAGUCAAUCAAUUGAAGAUGAGGAA